AAAGCAGGGGACACGCAGACUUACAAGAGAAACAGAGAGUGAGAGAUCCUCUACUCCAUCUUACUUAGUCACAGGUCAAAUUUGCCCACCAGUGAGACGAGAUGGCAUCACAAAUCCCUGCAGAGGAGCUGGAGGAACUGAGAGAGGCCUUCAACAAAGUUGAUAUCGACGGAAAUGGACACAUCAGCACAGAUGAGCUGAACGAACUCUUCAAGGCCGCCAACCUGCCGUUGCCCGGAUACCGCGUGAGAGAGAUCGUGCAGGAGCUCUCCACUACCAUGGACCUGAACAAGGAUGGCAAGAUCACCUUCGACGAAUUCACCAAGGUGGUCAGUAACCUGAAGAGUUCGGAGGUGGCUAAGACCUUUAGGAAGGCCAUCAAUAAGAAAGAGGGCAUCUGUGCCAUUGCCGGCACUUCACAACACUCCAGCUCCGGCACGCAGCACUCCUAUUCCGAGGAAGAGAAGGUGGCAUUUGUGAACUGGAUAAACAAAGCUCUGGAGAAAGACCCAGACUGUCAGCAUGUCCUUCCUAUGGAUCCCUGCUCCAACGACCUUUUCAAGGCUGUAGGGGACGGCAUUGUUCUCUGCAAAAUGAUUAACCUGUCUGUUUCCGAUACCAUUGAUGAGAGAACCAUCAACAAAAAGAAACUCACACCGUUUACCAUACAGGAAAAUCUUAACCUGGCUCUGAACUCUGCCUCGGCCAUUGGUUGUCAUGUGGUGAACAUUGGUGCAGAGGACCUGAAGGAAGGCAGGCAGCACCUGGUUCUCGGCCUGCUGUGGCAGAUCAUCAAAAUUGGCCUGUUUGCUGAUAUCGAGAUCAGCAGAAACGAAGCUCUGGUUGCCUUGCUGAGGGACGGUGAGAAUCUGGAGGAUCUGAUGAAACUCUCUCCAGAGGAGCUGCUCCUGCGCUGGGCCAACUACCACCUGGAACAAGCUGGAUGUUCCAAGAUCAACAACUUCAGCUCUGAUAUUAAGGACUCAAAGGCGUACUACAACAUACUGAACCAGGUCGCACCUAAGGGAGAUGAGGAGGGAAUUCCAGCGAUCAAUAUUGAUAUGUCAGGAAUACGGGAGAAAGAGGAUCUGCAACGAGCAGAGUGCAUGCUGGAGCAGGCCGACCGCCUCGGCUGCCGGCAAUUCGUCACGGCAACCGACGUCAUCCGCGGCAACCCCAAACUCAACUUGGCUUACGUGGCCAACUUGUUCAACAAGUACCCAGCGCUGAAGAAACCCGAAAACCAGGACAUCGACUGGAGCUCCAUUGAGGGUGAGACCAGAGAGGAGCGCACUUUCAGAAACUGGAUGAACUCUCUCGGGGUCAACCCACGUGUCAAUCAUCUCUACCUGGACUUGGCCGACGCUCUGGUUAUCUUCCAGCUGUAUGAGAAAAUCAAAGUGCCAGUAGACUGGGACAAAGUGAACAAACCACCAUAUCCCAAACUGGGCAGCAACAUGAAAAAGCUGGAGAACUGUAACUAUGCAGUGGAACUGGGAAAGAAAGAGGCCAAGUUCUCUCUGGUGGGCAUCGCCGGGCAGGAUCUGAACGCGGGUAACCGCACCCUCACCCUGGCCCUGCUCUGGCAGCUCAUGAGGAGGUACACACUGAACAUUCUGGAAGACCUUGGUGACGGACAGAAGGUGAAUGACGACACCAUUGUCUCGUGGGUGAAUGAAACCCUCUCACAGGCUGGUAAAUCCACCAUCUCGGGCUUUAAGGAUGGUUCCAUAAGCAGCAGCAUGCCGGUUUUGGACCUGAUCGACGCCAUCCAGCCCGGUUCUAUCCGCUACGACCUGGUCAAGACUGAAGAUUUGACAGACGAAGAGAAACUCAACAAUGCAAAGUACGCUAUCUCCAUGGCAAGGAAGAUUGGCGCGCGGGUGUACGCCCUUCCAGAGGACCUGGUAGAGGUCAAACCCAAGAUGGUGAUGACGGUGUUUGCUUGUCUCAUGGCCAGAGGCAUGAAGAGAGUGUGAAGUCAUCAAUGUGUCACAAUUACGACAUGAAACGUGAAAUCAACCUCUCACAGGGCCAAUCAACAAGAAGUCCAAAUCUCGCUUGUUUACAAUUCAGUUGUUUUGUUUUUUUUCUUUUUUGUUUUUUUUUUAUAACUCAUUCACUUCCUUUGUAUUUUCCGAGAAAGGGAAACACAGCAUAUAAGUGUUCUCAGGUAUUUCCUCUAUCAGUGUAAUCAUGAAAUAAAAGAUAACAGCAUCUGAGAUUAAUGUUCAGUUAUAAAUUCAAAUGAAGUGAGUGAUAAAAACAUGUAGUGUUGGAAUUCAGAUGGGGUCUGAAGCGUAUGACUUGUUUCACACUUUACGUUUUGCAUUUUCACAGUCUUUUCUGCAGUGGGAAAAAAAGUGUACUCUG
Molecule: messenger RNA, 2373 nt
Organism: Chanos chanos (milkfish)
Lineage: Eukaryota; Metazoa; Chordata; Actinopteri; Gonorynchiformes; Chanidae
Gene: lcp1
Product: lymphocyte cytosolic protein 1 (L-plastin)
Exons: 16
Coding region: 102-1979 (625 amino acids)
Biological process (GO): actin filament bundle assembly; actin filament network formation
Cellular component (GO): cytoplasm; actin filament bundle; actin filament
Molecular function (GO): calcium ion binding; actin filament binding
Source: RefSeq, a predicted model, not a curated record